Peromyscus leucopus (white-footed mouse) is the source of this 3248-nucleotide messenger RNA. RefSeq names its product ankyrin repeat and sterile alpha motif domain containing 4B (gene Anks4b). Lineage: Eukaryota; Metazoa; Chordata; Mammalia; Rodentia; Cricetidae. Gene Ontology annotation, biological process: brush border assembly. The transcript is spliced from 2 exons. Gene Ontology annotation, molecular function: protein binding. The coding region runs from base 74 to 1312 and encodes 412 amino acids. The record is from RefSeq and is a predicted model, not a curated record.
GCCUUGUUGGAAGGCUGCACCACCAGCACUCCCCACACAAAGACACCUGGCCGAGUCCUGGGCGGCCGAAAAAAUGUCGACCCGCUAUCACCAAGCAGCGAGUGACAGCUACCUGGAACUUCUGAAGGAGGCCACCAAGCGCGAUCUGAAUCUCGCGGAUGACGAUGGCAUGACACCCACUCUCUUGGCAGCCUACCACGGCAACCUGGAGGCCCUGGAGAUAAUCUGCAGCAGAGGUGGGGAUCCUGAUAAGUGCGACAUCUGGGGAAAUACUCCUCUACAUUAUGCAGCCUCCAAUGGCCACACCCACUGCAUCUCAUUUCUAGUCAACUUUGGUGCCAACAUCUUUGCCCUAGAUAAUGACCUGAAGUCCCCAUUGGAUGCUGCUGCCAGCAGGGAGCAGAAGGAAUGUGUUGCUCUCCUGGAUAAGGCUGCCACCAUACAGAACACCACGAACCCCAAGAAGGUCACCCGACUGAAGGAGCAGGCUCUGAGGAAUGCCAGGAGACAGAUGAAAGAAUGUGAGCGACUUCAGGAGAGGCACCAAAACAAGAUGGCCCGCACCUACAGCAAGGAGGACUCGGGGACUCUUUCUUCUUUCCAUGGCACCUUCCCCAGCUCGUCGCUUUCCAAGGCUUCUGCUGGUGGAUUUGGGUCACUGUCUAAAGGCAUCAAAGAUACCUUUAAGAUAAAAUUUAAGAAGAACAAAGAUACCGCAGAGCAGGUGGAGAAGGAAGGCAGGAAUGGGCAGAGGCAUGUAAUGGAAGUGUUCAGAGAGGAGGAGGAAGACUCAUUUCCAGAGGACGUCAGAGAGAAGCUCCAGUUGUCAGCGGAGAAAGCCAGGGACGUACAACACGAGUCUAUUCUCAACCGCCCAGGGCUAGGGAGUAUUGUUUUUAGAAGGAACAGAGUACUGGACCUUGAGGACAUUGCAGACAGCAAGAGGGAGUUGGGGUUUAAAAUACCCAGUGACUUGUUCCAAAGACCAGGAGCAGCUGAUGAAGAGGAGGAUGAAGAGGGGGAGGCAAACAGUACUGCAGGUGACCUUCCUUGGGACGAAGAAGUAGAAUGGGAGGAGGAUGUGGUGGACGCCACCCCGCUGGAAGUGUUCUUACAGUCUCAGCAACUAGAGGAAUUCCUUCCCAUGUUCAUGAGAGAGCAGAUGGACCUAGAAGCCCUGCUGCUUUGCUCUGACGAGGACCUUCAGAAUAUCCACAUGCAACUGGGCCCCAGAAAGAAAGUCCUCAACGCCAUAGACAAGAGGAAGCAGGCACUCCGGCAGCCCGGGCAGCUGGUGGACACCAGCCUCUGAUGGAGGCCACUGGUGAGCAGGGUGACCUGAGCAUGUGGUCAUGCUGAGUUCCCUUGGGAGGACCACAGGAAGCACCCUGGACCUGAUCUUUGUCCAGUGAAAGACCUCUGGGUAUAGGUGUUGAAGUUUUAGAGAGGACCUUCAAAACAGAGGCCCAGACUCUGGGAGACAGUCUGUAUUCAAGUAAACCAUCAGUUAAAAAAUAAAAGUCAGGAGACCUUGGAACAAGAAAACAGUGUUUCUCUUCAUGAGUUUGCAGUCUGUCUAGACCAAAGGCUCUCACUGGUCUAAAGGGCAAAGCCCAACUUAAAUGGAUCUAAUCUUUUAACAGAUAUUUACAAGCAACAGGGUUGGGUUUCUAGUAUUCCUGUCUAAGAAUCAGGAGAGUGUAGUAGGUGGGGGGAUGGCAGAAAGAAAAUGUGGGGUGCCUAUUGUGGAAUGGAUUUCUAAAGUUCAUGUAUGGAAGCCCUAACCUCUGAGUAUUUUUGGAACUAGUACUUUAAAGAGGUGAUUAAGGUUAUGUGAGGUUAUAAGGGUGAGCUCUUAAUUCCACAUGACUUAAAAGAAAAGGAAGAUAAAUCAAGGGUGUGCUCACAUAGGAAGAAAAGAGAACAACAGGAAGACAGCUGUCAAUCAGCCAAUGAGAGUACCCCCAGCCCCCACCUCCCAGGAAAGUCAAACUUGACAAUAGUUUGGACUUCCAGCCUCCUGAGAUGCGAAAAAUCAAUUUCUGUUGUUUGAGCCAAUCUGCCUGCAGGGUUUUGUUAUGGCAGCCUGGGCUGACAAGUGUGACAUGUAAACAAGAGGGUAGAAAAGGGAGAGAGAGCAAGAAGGAUUCAGGAAAACAAUGCCUGUUCCAUUUUCACAGUCUUUCUAGAGGUUAAGCGCCUUCUGAGAUUUAAAAAGGGAGAGAAAAAGUUCAGUUUUCAGGAAGAUUGAUGACCAAAGUUAGUUUUACAUACCCAUGCUUGCCAUGCAUGCCUUCACUGUUAGUGUGUACCAGUGGUGCUGUUCUCUAGGUCAGUGCAUUUAUAGUGUAGAUCUUAGAUGUAGCCCCAAGACUCAGGUGCUAAUGGCUUUGCCAUCUGCCUGUGGAGCUAUGGGGGAAGAGGUAGACAUCCAUCCCCCAGGCAGGGCGUAGUAGAAGGAAGUUAGGUCAUUGAGGCAUGCCCUUGAAGUGGAUAUUGAGAUUCCAAAUAUUCCCUUUCUUUUCUUUCCAACCACCGUAAGUGAACGGGUUCCUCUGCCACAUGCUUCUAAUGGAUCCCCUUGCCACAGGUCCAAGCAAAGCCUCUGAAGUGAUAAAGUGAAACAAACCAUUCUUUCUUAAUCAUGAACAAAUGUCUAUUCCCCUCGGGAUAGGGCACCAAUGACAGACCAGAGAAACAGUUCUACCCUGAGUGAUGAUUCAUGUCCUGGGAGCGUCCUGGAGCUCCCUGCCUUAGGUUGUAGGCAGCUCCACCAAAGAGAACCUUUUCUCCAGAGCAACUGCUUUCACAACCUUGGGAGGGGGCUUGUGAAUCUUAUCAUUUUCAUAAGCUUCCUGAGCCUGGCAAAUUCUCUAUAGCUUCUCCAGUCUUCUGAAACUGUCUCCUCCCUCCAACAGGUAAUGUUUCAAUUCAGAGGAAGCAGCUACACGAUGGUUAUAUAAUCUCUAUAUAUUACACAAUGUAUAAAUAUGUGUGUGUAAUAGUUCCACACACCUAUAUUCCAUUUUACUCUAUUGUUCCUCUUCACUCUACACCUUUUUAAAUCCCCCCCCUCUCUCUCUCUCUCACACACACACACACAUCUAGAUUGUGCAUAUGAGAAGAAAAUAAUGGAUACUAGUCUUUCUGAGUGAGGCUUAUUUUCCUUAACAAUCCUUGGUUGGUUCCUGAAAAUAUAUUAAUUUCAUUUUCUACAGCUGAAUAAAAGUCCAUUGUGUAAUGUGCUA